AUGGCGUCCUAUUACCUUCCUCGACAUAGCCAGCUGGCUAGAAGCGUCCUUUAUACAGUUAGCAUCCUGGGCUUUUUUGCUUUACUUGUCUUCCCCAUUAGCACCGGCCUGUUCUCUGAAUCUCUAAGUUUAGCUCGCCAGCACCGCAUUGGGUCCAGAUCUCUCCCAUAUAACACUGUUUUGUCCGGUUGGGAAAGGCUUGAUGACGCUUUAAAUGGAUUUACAACAUUCUUCUACGAUCUAAGCGAAGGUGCUGCAGCCGACACUACCUUACUGCUCGUACCUUUUGUAGGAUCUGCAAUAGGUAUCUUGGUGUUGGGGAUGGUUGAGAGCAGAAGAAGUGGCAAUAUAGGCAAGCUGCCAUCCUUUUUUACGACAAUGGCGAUGCUCGGACAGCUCCUUGGCCUAGGUUUUGUCAGCCCCGCAUUUCUCGGCCUCUGUUUAGAGCAACAAGGCGCAGGGCUCACUAGCCGUGAUAUCGCUAUUGAUCCUGAGAAAUCGUACACAAUUCCUUUAACUAUCGUCCUGGGAUUUGGAAUUCCAUCACUUCUAGCUGCACUUCCAGCACCGUCACUUAUUUCAGUCGAUCUGAAAGUUCAAUUCGUCCGCAUCUGGGAAAUAUUUCCCAUUGCCAUCUAUUUGGUCCGUAGACUCCUUCAAAUCGGGGAGUGUACGUUCCGCACUAAAGUGAGACAGGGAAGACCACCCUUCAGCAUCCCUCACGGGGUGUAUGCUUUUGGUUUUGUUUGUAGCGCUCUUUCCUAUGUCUACUUUUGGAGCAUAUCUUUGACUGCUUAUUUUGUGCCUUUCCUCUUUCGCUCUCACAUCGCACUUGCGUUGGAUCCAGUGCACCUAGUGCGACUGGUGAACCCUUUUGUAACAAACGUGACCAUGCCAUCUCUGUCUGAGGGAAUACUGCAGUUUGUUCAGUGGGAUCUAGCUCUUAUCAGCAUAGCUCACCUCAUCUGGGCUCUAGCAUUAAGGCUACGUCAACUGCCUAACUAUCCUGGCAGAAUCUCUACGAAGAGUAUUGUCGCAAGAGCAAUUCUCUGUGCUGUUAUUCUAGGGCCAGUAAGUUCGGCGAUUUUAAUGGUUUGGGAACGUGAUGUUGAAGUUUUGGGCAAUGAAGCGCGUCUCUCGCGAGAAGCAGCGAUAAAGAAGAGGGAUCCUUGA
This is a messenger RNA of Aspergillus tanneri, 1173 nucleotides long. RefSeq lists its product as uncharacterized. The record is from RefSeq and is a predicted model, not a curated record. The transcript has 2 exons. NCBI's taxonomy places the organism in Eukaryota, Fungi, Ascomycota, Eurotiomycetes, Eurotiales, Aspergillaceae. The coding region runs from base 1 to 1173 and encodes 390 amino acids.